Molecule: messenger RNA, 1996 nt
Organism: Mandrillus leucophaeus (drill)
Lineage: Eukaryota; Metazoa; Chordata; Mammalia; Primates; Cercopithecidae
Gene: CLP1
Product: cleavage and polyadenylation factor I subunit 1
Exons: 3
Coding region: 293-1570 (425 amino acids)
Biological process (GO): tRNA splicing, via endonucleolytic cleavage and ligation
Cellular component (GO): nucleus; mRNA cleavage factor complex
Molecular function (GO): polynucleotide 5'-hydroxyl-kinase activity
Source: RefSeq, a predicted model, not a curated record
AUUCCCAGUCAAGCCAAGGAGAGGCUGCAAGGAAGGCCAGAGAAUCACAGAAAGGGGAGUAGGGGUCAUUUUUUCACCCAUCUCGGAUCACAGGGAGAAGCAAGUUGGGCAAAUGACUGGAGAAAAAACAAAGGCAAGCCGAGUGCUGGGGAGAGAUGUUCCCCUGAAGUGAGAUGGGGCUGGACCGUGGGAGGAAGGGGAGAGGGAGGGCUGGCGGGGGCAACUGACAGCUGACAACAGAGGCGCCGAGGCAGAGGCUGGAGGAACCAGGAGCAGCAGCUACACAGAAGAGAUGGGAGAAGAGGCUAAUGAUGACAAGAAGCCAACCACUAAAUUUGAACUAGAGCGAGAAACAGAACUUCGCUUUGAGGUGGAGGCAUCUCAGUCAGUUCAGUUGGAGUUGUUGACUGGCAUGGCAGAGAUCUUUGGCACAGAGCUGACCCGAAACAAGAAAUUCACCUUUGAUGCUGGUGCCAAGGUGGCUGUUUUCACUUGGCAUGGCUGUUCUGUGCAACUGAGCGGCCGCACUGAGGUGGCUUAUGUCUCCAAGGACACUCCUAUGUUGCUUUACCUCAACACUCACACAGCCUUGGAACAGAUGCGGAGGCAAGCGGAAAAGGAAGAAGAGCGAGGUCCCCGUGUGAUGGUAGUGGGCCCCACUGAUGUGGGCAAGUCUACAGUGUGUCGCCUUCUGCUCAACUAUGCAGUGCGUUUGGGCCGCCGUCCCACUUAUGUGGAGCUGGAUGUGGGCCAGGGUUCUGUGUCCAUCCCUGGUACCAUGGGGGCCCUCUACAUUGAGCGGCCUGCAGACGUGGAAGAGGGUUUCUCUAUCCAGGCCCCUCUGGUGUAUCAUUUUGGUUCCACCACUCCUGGCACCAACAUCAAGCUUUAUAAUAAGAUUACAUCUCGUUUAGCAGAUGUGUUCAACCAAAGGUGUGAGGUGAACCGAAGGGCAUCUGUGAGUGGCUGUGUCAUCAACACCUGUGGCUGGGUCAAGGGCUCUGGUUACCAGGCUCUGGUGCAUGCAGCCUCAGCUUUUGAGGUGGAUGUCGUUGUGGUUCUGGAUCAAGAACGACUGUACAACGAACUGAAACGGGACCUCCCCCACUUCGUACGCACCGUGCUGCUCCCUAAAUCUGGGGGUGUGGUGGAGCGCUCCAAGGACUUCCGGCGGGAAUGUAGGGAUGAGCGUAUCCGUGAGUAUUUUUAUGGAUUCCGAGGCUGUUUCUAUCCCCAUGCCUUCAAUGUCAAAUUUUCAGAUGUGAAAAUCUACAAAGUUGGGGCACCCACCAUCCCAGACUCCUGUUUACCUUUGGGCAUGUCUCAAGAGGAUAAUCAGCUCAAGCUAGUACCCGUCACUCCUGGGCGAGAUAUGGUGCACCACCUACUGAGUGUUAGCACUGCCGAGGGCACAGAGGAGAACCUGUCUGAGACGAGCGUAGCUGGCUUCAUUGUGGUGACCAGUGUGGACCUGGAGCAUCAGGUGUUUACUGUUCUGUCUCCAGCCCCCCGCCCACUGCCUAAGAACUUCCUUCUCAUCAUGGACAUCCGGUUCAUGGAUCUGAAGUAGAGAUCAGCAGGAAGCCUAGCUGCCUGGGACAUAGAGAUCUUCUGGCCACCCCUAGAGGCAGAUGGGCUGAGAUAAGAGACUCUGUUGGGGCCACCUGACCAGUAAACUGUGGACUAGUAGAAGUUCAUAUUCUACCUCUAAAAACAGGUAGUGGUAACCUGACUCUUCUAAUCUGGAACCAAAAGGAAAACCAUGAGACUCUAAUUGGUUGCUUAGACUACCUAAGAUGCCACUUUGAAUUCUCUAAGACCCUGGAGAAUUGCAUUUCUUUCACUGUGCUAGUUUGUGGUUUUUAAAAAUCAAUGCUUUAUAUUCCGUAUAGGGUUCUUACCCAUUUAUCUAGGAUGAAAGUGUGAACUAGAGGGACUCUUUCCAAUAAAGUUCAAACUUAAAAAUCAUUUUAAUAAAUAUUUUUGCCAUGUCAUA